Messenger RNA from Octopus bimaculoides (California two-spot octopus), 1804 nucleotides. RefSeq lists its product as uncharacterized. The record is from RefSeq and is a predicted model, not a curated record. Gene Ontology annotation, molecular function: protein binding; G protein-coupled receptor activity. NCBI's taxonomy places the organism in Eukaryota, Metazoa, Mollusca, Cephalopoda, Octopoda, Octopodidae. Gene Ontology annotation, biological process: cell surface receptor signaling pathway; G protein-coupled receptor signaling pathway. Gene Ontology annotation, cellular component: membrane; extracellular matrix.
AUUUGUUUAGUCACAAAUUUCUUCCAUAAAUCUUAUUAACUCAAUGUUAUGUUCCAGGGAUUUGCGCGGUAAUGAAAUCAAAGAAAUCAAGGCGGAAACCUACCGGAAUCUUUCCAGUUUAACAAAUCUAUAUUUGAAUAAAAAUAAAAUGGACAAAAUUCAAGUAGGAACCUUUGAUGGUCUGUCCAGUUUAAUGAUGAUAUAUUUGGAUGAAAAUAAUAUCGAGAAAAUUCAAGUAGGAUCAUUCGAUGGUCUGACCAGCUUAAAAUAUCUGAAUUUGGGUGAUAAUAACCUCAAGGAUAUCAAAGCUGGAACAUUCCGAAAUCUUUCCAGUUUAGAAAGGCUAUUUUUGAUUAAAAAUAAAAUCGAAAUAAUUCAAGAAGGAACCUUCGAUGGUCUGUCCAGUUUAAUGAUGAUAGCGUUAGCCAAUAAUGUCAUCAAUGAAUUAGAAGUUGGAUCUUUUCAACAUCUUUCCAGUUUAGAGUCUCUGAAUUUGAACAACAAUGAAAUCAAAGAAAUCAAGGCGGAAGCUUUCCGAAAUCUUUCCAGUUUAACAAAUCUAUAUUUGGAUGAAAAUAAUAUCGAGAAAAUUCAAGUAGGAUCCUUCGAUGGUCUGACCAGCUUAAAAUAUCUGUAUUUGAGUGGUAAUAAUCUCAAGGAUAUCAAAGCUGGAACAUUCCGAAAUCUUUCCGGCUUAUCAUCACUACAAUUGAAUAAAAAUAAAAUCGACAAAAUUCAAGUAGGAACCUUCGAUGAUCUGUCCAGUACAGGGUUGAUAAACUUGAUGGAUAAUGAUAUCAAUGAAUUAGAAGUUGGAUCUUUUCAAAAUCUUCCCAGUUUACUGUUUCUGUUAUUGAGCCGUAAUGAAAUUACGAAAAUCAAAGCUGAAGCCUUCCGAAAUCUUUCCAGUUUAAUAUUUCUAACUUUGAACGAGAAUAAAAUUACGAAAAUCGAAGCAGCAACCUUCCGAAAUCUUCCCCGUUUAGCACUGCUAUAUUUGUAUAAAAAUGCUAUCAAUGAAUUAGAAGUUGGAUCUUUUCAAAAUCUUCCCAGGUUAACGACUCUGCAUUUGUUCAAUAAUGAAAUCAAAGAAAUCAAGGCGGAAACCUUCUAUAAUCUUUCCAGUUUAACAACUCUUCGUUUGGAUGAAAAUAAAAUCGAGAAAAUUCAAGCAGGAUCCUUCAAAGGUCUGAUCAGCUUAAGAUCUCUAUAUUUGAAUAGUAAUAAAAUGGACAAACUUCAAGUAGGAACCUUUGAUGGUCUGUCCAGUUUAAGGAUUAUGAAUUUGAAUCGUAAUAGACUCAAGGAAAUCACAGUAGGAACAUUCCGAAAUCUUUCCAGUUUAACAGAACUGAAUUUGGUUAGUAAUAAAUUCGAAGAAAUCACAGUAGAAACAUUCCAAAAUCUGUCCAGUUUAACAACACUAUAUUUGGACUAUAAUCAAAUCGAAAAAGUUGAUGAAAGAGCCUUCGAUGACAUGAGCAGUUUGAUGAAACUAUCCCUGAGAUAUAAUAACAUAAAGGAAAUCAAAGAAGACACCUUCCAGAAUCUGCCCUUUUUAACAACUCUAUACUUGAGUUAUAAUGAUAUCAAGGAUAUCAAAGCAGCCACCUUCCGAAGUCAGUCCAAAUUAACAUAUCUAGACUUGCGUUAUAAUAAGAUCAAGGAAAUCAAAACAAACUCCUUCCGAAAUCUAAACAAGUUAGAAUAUAUAUUUUUGAAUGGAAAUGGUAUGGAGAAACUUCAAGUAGGAUCCUUCAAUGGCCUUUCCAGUUUAGGAUAUCUGUAAGUUGGAUAAGACUUG